This is a messenger RNA of Trachymyrmex septentrionalis, 477 nucleotides long. RefSeq names its product multidrug resistance-associated protein 4-like. Gene Ontology annotation, cellular component: membrane. Lineage: Eukaryota; Metazoa; Arthropoda; Insecta; Hymenoptera; Formicidae. The transcript is spliced from 3 exons. Bases 1 to 477 code for a protein of 158 amino acids. Gene Ontology annotation, biological process: transmembrane transport. The record is from RefSeq and is a predicted model, not a curated record. Gene Ontology annotation, molecular function: ABC-type transporter activity; ATP binding.
AUGGUACCGAUCUUGCAAAGUUGGAUCAUCAAAUACUUCAUUAAUGAUCCUAACGCGAAACAUAAAAUCUCAACGAAUGAGGUGAUGAUCUACAUCGCCUUCCUGAUCAUUACCAAUGUCAUCGCCAUUAUGUUGUUACAUCAUUCUGUCAUGCAAUCGUUACAUGUUGGCAUGAGGAUACGUAUCGCCUGCAGUUCUCUUCUCUAUCGGAAGUUAUUACGAUUGAACACAGCAGCCAUGAACCAAACCGGUACCGGACAGAUCAUGAAUCUUCUCAGCAACGAUGUCAUUCGCUUCGAUCAAUUAACAAUGUACCUGAAUUACAUAUGGAUCAUGCCUUUUAUGACCGCGAUCAUAGGGACAAUAAUGUGGCAAAAAGUCGGUAUUUCGUGUUUGGUUGGCAUCAGGACAUUGUUGAUCAUUGUCCUCCUAGGACAAGGGACUUUGAGCUUUUUGAAUCUCAAACUCAGACCAUGA